AUGGGGGCUCCUACUCUUAGGGUGCGUCAGAUCCGUUGGCCGGAUCAAUCCGGCCGGCCGGAUCUAGCGAAGGUUACACAUUCACGACAUUUCAACUACAAUGCCAUCGCCUCUCCGUCUCACCCCGCGCAUUCCCUUCUAGUCCGCCAUCGCCUCACUCUUAGCUAUGGGUGCGCGGUGGAGGAGGGGCGCAAGGUGGCGAAUUUGAAGGACCCGGAGAAACUCAGGAUGGUGCUGCAAGCACUCAAGUGCGCCAAGGACCUGCUGAUCUCCUACGCGGGCCUCUCCCUGCAGCACGCGGACAUGUUCCCCUCGCCCGCGCGUCCGCGCGCGCACCGGCGCUCGUCCCCGCUCACGGACUUCAUCGCGGGGGAGCCGCUCGCGCUGCUGCUCGCCGCCGCGGGCGGGACGGGCGUGGGCGUGGGGGAGGCGGCGGGGAGCCUUUUUCCGGCGGGGUUCCUGGCGCAGCUGGUGCAGCGGUUUGAAGGGGAGGAGCUGGCCGACAUCAUGCAGCCCGUGCUCAUUCCAGCAGCUGUUCUCGAAGCGGUCGGAGCGGCGCAAGGCGAAGCGGAGUUACUUUGUGGCGGUGCGGUCGGCGUCACAUCGCGGCAGCUGCUGGCGGCGCUGCACGAGACGAGACGAGGUGCUGCGCGUGCUGCUCAACGCCCCGCUCACGCGCCACAAGGCCCUCCAGCACCUCGCUGCACUCAUCCGCACCAUCGCCAACCGCGCUGCCCUGCAGCUCUGCGAGCCCUUCCUGGCCUGGACCUCUCCUGCUCCAAGGCCGAUCGCAUCGACCCCGCCUUCUGUCCCUCUCUAUGUGCUGUAUCGUCGCGCUUCUUUCUCUGUUCUCUCUGCUCAAUCCCCACUCCCCACUCCCCAAUCCCUUCUCUCACCUAUCCGCUCUCUCAUCUGCCUUCUCCGCGCUGCCCUCUGCCCCCUGCUAUGCACGAUAUGCUCAGUCAGUCCCCUGCACUUUCUGGCUUCAUGGGUGGACCAGCGCAAUCCAGCACGCCAGCAGUCCUUCCUGCAAGCCCAGCGCCACAGGGAGCAGGAGGAGCACCAGCCUCAGCCACACAAGGGGGGUCCCCCGGAGGGAUUUCAGCAGCAGCCGGGCCGGUGCAGAGCGGUGCAGGGGCUGGUGCAGGUGCAUCUGCAGCACCGGACAGGGCUGCUGGCGCUGGCGCUGGGAGUGGCAGCAACGGUGGUGGUAGUGGCGGUGGUGGGGGGGGAGCGGAGCGGACCUCACUCACAUUCAACAGGUGCGCACUGCAGGGAGGGGGGAAAGGGGGGAAGAGGGGUCUGCUGAGAAUGGGCAGGGACGACUGGGAGGCGCUGCGGAUGUUGGAGGAGAUGAGGGGGCCGGGCGAGCCAGCGGACCGGGAGGGGCGCAUAGCACAGCAGCAGGCGCGCGCGGGCCAGGCCAAGGCGUUCACUCUCUGCCACGAGGCCGCCCUGCAGGGCGAGUUUGUGAGCUUCAUAGUGAUGCUCAUGGCAUCGCCGCUCUCCAUCAAGAACCCCUACCUGCGCGCCAAGAUGCUCAAACUGCUGCAGCACUGGAUGCCCUCCCACAGCUUUAGGGGCUUUAGUCUUCUAUUCCUGCUCCUCUCCGCCACUUGUUUACCAGUCUGGUUCCUCUUCCCUCCUCGCCUCUUCUCUCCUUUCCGCUAUUCUCCUCCCCACGCACUCUCAGCUUUGGGGGCUUCAGAUGAGAGCCUCACGGAGCCCAUGCCUGCAGGUCCGCGGCGAGCAUGUGGUGGCCAUCGCGAGGUUCCGGCUGAGCCUGGCGAGCAACAAGCGGUUGGGCAGGCGGAGAUGGAUGCCAUCGGCCCCUCCUCUCCCGCCCCUCCUCUCCCGCCCCUCCUCUCCCGCCCCUCCUCUCCCGCCCCUCCUCUCCCGCCCCUCCUCUCCCGCCCCUCCUCUCCCGCCCCUCCUCUCCCGCCCCUCCUCUUCCGCCCCUCCUCUCCCGCCCCUCCUCUCCCGCCCCUGCUCUCCCGCCCCUCCUCCCCCGCCCCUCCUCCCCCGCCCCUCAUCCCCCGCCCCUCCUCCCCCGCCCCUCCUCCCCCGCCCCUCCUCUCCCGCCCCUCCUCUCCCGCCCCUCCUCCCCCGCCCCUCCUCCCCCGCCCCUCCUCUCCUGCCCCUCCUCCCCCGCCCCUCCUCUCCCGCCCCUCCUCUCCCGCCCCUCCUCCCCCACCCCUCCUCUCCCGCCCCUCCUCUCCCGCCCCUCCUCCCCCUCCCCUUCCACCCACGGCUGCCCGCACACCCACUCCGCCCUCAAGCCUCCUGCGUGGCACGUCGCACCGGCGUGCUCCGCGUUCGCAGGUGGCGCAGCAUUGGCGCGCGCGGGGAGUGCGGCUGGUCCGCUAUCAACUACGUCAGAUGAAAUGCAACUUUCGUGAGUGCAGCAGGUGCGCGCCCUCCUCAACAACUUCCUGUCCGUCUGCGUGA
Messenger RNA from Closterium sp. NIES-65, 2448 nucleotides. The record is from the annotation of a GenBank genome assembly. NCBI's taxonomy places the organism in Eukaryota, Viridiplantae, Streptophyta, Zygnematophyceae, Desmidiales, Closteriaceae.